Messenger RNA from Asparagus officinalis (garden asparagus), 770 nucleotides. RefSeq names its product 40S ribosomal protein S14-3. The record is from RefSeq and is a predicted model, not a curated record. Bases 111 to 563 code for a protein of 150 amino acids. The transcript has 6 exons. Gene Ontology annotation, cellular component: ribosome; cytosolic small ribosomal subunit. Gene Ontology annotation, molecular function: small ribosomal subunit rRNA binding; structural constituent of ribosome; mRNA 5'-UTR binding. NCBI's taxonomy places the organism in Eukaryota, Viridiplantae, Streptophyta, Magnoliopsida, Asparagales, Asparagaceae. Gene Ontology annotation, biological process: maturation of SSU-rRNA from tricistronic rRNA transcript (SSU-rRNA, 5.8S rRNA, LSU-rRNA); ribosomal small subunit assembly; translation.
AAGCCCAGACGCCUGCUGAUACUGAAGAGCGAUUAGGGUUUUUGCCUUCUCUGUCUCAGCCGCCGCUCUCCCUGUAGCCUCCUCCGUCCCCUCACUUCGCUGCAAUCACCAUGUCGAAACGAAAGACCAGGGAGCCUAAGGAGGACAAUGUGACCCUCGGACCGGCUGUCCGUGAAGGGGAGCAUGUGUUUGGUGUUGCCCACAUCUUUGCAUCGUUCAAUGACACUUUCAUUCAUGUCACUGAUUUGUCUGGAAGGGAAACACUUGUUCGCAUCACUGGUGGGAUGAAAGUCAAGGCUGACAGGGAUGAAUCAUCUCCUUAUGCUGCCAUGCUUGCAGCUCAGGACGUUGCACAGCGAUGCAAGGAACUUGGGAUCACUGCUCUGCAUAUUAAGCUCCGGGCUACUGGUGGCAAUAAGACCAAGACACCUGGACCUGGUGCCCAAUCUGCACUCAGGGCACUUGCUCGUUCUGGGAUGAAAAUUGGUCGCAUUGAGGAUGUGACGCCAAUUCCCACUGACAGCACCAGGAGAAAGGGUGGGAGAAGAGGAAGGAGGCUGUAGUUUCCUCCAUCCGUUUUCCAAGGAGUCCCAUUUAUUUCUCAGCGGUGCUUGUGUCCUAGUUAUUUUGAACAGUUUUGUAGUAUUUUGAUAUUUGGUUAGUUUAUGGGAAUUUAUGUGUGGCCCAUUAUAUGGGCUAAAGAUUAUCAUCUGCUGUUUCCUUGAUAACGUUUGAAACCUAUGGUUUUUAGCGUGGUCUUUUCGACUUUA